CUCUUCGAUAACACUGCCCCAGCCUAUCGGACGCAUCUGCCAGUGUGACCGUGGCGCUGGCCCCAGUGUGGCUGCACGCCAUCAGCUGGUGAUAUAACCUGACUGCGAGAAAUUGAAAACAACGAAAUGCUGCGCAGGAUAGUGCCAAGUGUGCGGCUGGCGCUGCAGGUGCCGAGAGCAACCACAACUGCCGUGCGGAGCACCAGUGGCAGUGUUUACGAGCCGGAUUACCUGGAGUCCCUCAAGCCAAAGUUCCCGCAGUACGACAGCCUGAACGUGCAGAUCAAGGGCUACGACUAUCCGCAGCUGGAGAGCUACCAGAGGUUUCUGCACGGAGUGGCCGAGUACCUGGACCUGGACGUCUCCGAUUGCUACGCCCUGCCGCCGCAGCAGACGACGGUGCAGCGCCUGCGGCCCAACUCCACGGUCAUCGAGUCGGAGUACAAGCUGACCACGUACGAGCGCAAUCUGCAGCUGAACAACGUGGAUGCGCCAGUGUAUCCGCAGUUCCUGCGCCUUGCCCAGGCGGCGCUGCCCGAGGGAGUGAGCCUGAGGGUGCAGGAGCACACCGACGACUGCGAGGAGCGACGCUACGUGCCCGACAAGGAGCUGCUCGACCUGAAGGACGAGCUGGAGCGCAUGGGCGGACCCACCACCACCAAGAAGAAGUAGGCGGCGCCUCCGAUUUGGCAAACAUUUAAUGCUAGGCUUUAAUGAGUAACCUGUGUAGAGAGUAUAGAGAACCUAUGAGUAAAAACUUUCCUAUUUAAA
Messenger RNA from Drosophila santomea, 771 nucleotides. It is a transcript of the gene mRpL48, whose product is annotated as 39S ribosomal protein L48, mitochondrial. Lineage: Eukaryota; Metazoa; Arthropoda; Insecta; Diptera; Drosophilidae. The coding region runs from base 127 to 672 and encodes 181 amino acids. The transcript is spliced from 3 exons. Gene Ontology annotation, cellular component: mitochondrial ribosome. The record is from RefSeq and is a predicted model, not a curated record.